UUACGUGAGAGCUUAUGGGAUAGGUUCAAUUACGAACUAGACGUGGCAGAAAUGGACCCAGAGGAAUUGAUAAUGAAAUAUAAAUCGCACUUAUCACAUUCGUCUUCAGAAGAAAGUGCAAAUGAAGAUUUUGACGUAGAAGACUACGUUUAUGAGCCAGAGCAAUACGUUACCUCAAAAACAUCUUUAUCCUCCGCUGUUAUACCUGAGCCAAUCAAAAAAUAUUAUUUACCAUUGACAGACGUCCCUCAUCCGGACGACGUGGAUUCUACCUAUGAUAUGAAAAAGUUUUUAAGAGGAGACUACUGCCUAGAGAGUGAUAUACAACAACAACAUGGGAAGUCUCUUUUAACUAUUUUGAAAAUGCAGUCGUUCUCAUCAGAAUUGUUCCCGUUUGAAGCAAAAUUAAAUGACGAUUAUUCGAGUUUUAUGGAAACAGAAGAACUCAGACAAUAUAUGAAAGGUAACCUGGACCGCGUCAGUUUUGCCGGAGACAUUAUUAUGGGUAUCUCGAGAGGAUAUGCAACGAUUAAUAUUUUCGAGAAUGUCAAUAAGUCUGAAAUCGUUAACUUAGCCGACGAAGAGCUUAGAAGACUGAGACUCAUCGACGCCCAAGUUCGGGAAAACCAAAGAAAAGUGUAUAUAAGUGAACCAGAUUUAGAAGUGGACCGUCGACCUAUUAAGAGACGACAGACUGGUUUCACUCACCCUGAACAGUUUGAGGAACUGCUUCAUGUCCGAGACUCAUUUGUGAAAGUUUCAGACUCACUUAAGCUACCCAUUAAAUUUCAUAUCAAAAGCACCAGCCACUUAGGAGUAAAUGCAAAUGUAACAAUGUCCGAUGAAACCACAACGGCACAAGGUCAACGAAAGAUUAUUAGAAGGCCAACGACCUUCAUUAGUGGGGUGCCCGUUAACGAUGACAAUGAUGUCGGAGACGACUACUACACACAAGACACAAGAUUAGCAGGCUCUGUCCCGGAUUUAAUUAAUGUCAAGGAAGAAAGCCGAAUUGUUCGUAUAGACUCUGCCAAAUUAAAUUCACCACCAUGCCUUCCGAUUGCACGACGCCUCACUAGUUUCUCGAAGGAGUUUCUUGGAAUAGAGGAAACUAAUGCGGAAAAGGAGUAUCUUUCUCGGAGAGACACCUAUCGUUCCGUUGUCGAUGAGGCACCUACCUUAAAGGAUUACAGGCCACAAAAUGAACUACAUAUUGCUGAUUUAUUUGUAAAAGACCAAACUGGGCAGCGUCCGGGCAAGUUGCACAGAGACAGUCAACCUUUAAAGGGCGAAUACCAGUAUCUCCGUCCUUCCCUAACUGUCGAAGACGUACCUGAGACGAUUGUUAAAAAAAAAACCUCUCCAUCAAAAGACUUGUCUAUGAUUGCGUUACGGAGACCUCAGACAAAUUCGUUCAGAAGUUAUGAAUAUGCGAAACAACGUCCUACAAUGACCGUUUCUGAGUACAAGAUGAAGAAUCUACUUGAGUUAUUGGCAAAACCGAGAAACGACGUUUCCGAUAAAGGAAUACGGCUGCCAGGUGAUACGCCGCUCUAUAGCCCGGCUGGUUCAUUAAUAGGUCAUUCAUCGCCGCCUACAAAAUCUCCCCUUCGAAAGUCUUUACAGAAAAUAUCAAAUACUCUGCUACCCGUGUUGUCUGAAGAAAUACCCGUAGUACGAACUUUAGAUACAGAUGAAUGUGUUGUUCCUUUAUAAACUUUAUAGGUUUGUACUUGUAUCCCU
Molecule: messenger RNA, 1743 nt
Organism: Hyposmocoma kahamanoa
Lineage: Eukaryota; Metazoa; Arthropoda; Insecta; Lepidoptera; Cosmopterigidae
Exons: 14
Coding region: 52-1716 (554 amino acids)
Source: RefSeq, a predicted model, not a curated record